Messenger RNA from Penaeus chinensis, 2509 nucleotides. RefSeq names its product alpha-N-acetylgalactosaminidase-like. Gene Ontology annotation, molecular function: alpha-galactosidase activity. Gene Ontology annotation, cellular component: cytoplasm. Lineage: Eukaryota; Metazoa; Arthropoda; Malacostraca; Decapoda; Penaeidae. The transcript is spliced from 10 exons. Bases 171 to 1514 code for a protein of 447 amino acids. Gene Ontology annotation, biological process: glycosylceramide catabolic process; glycoside catabolic process; oligosaccharide metabolic process. The record is from RefSeq and is a predicted model, not a curated record.
AUAAAACCCAAGCGAGGGAAAGGCAGCGGAUUUUGUUCAAGUGAACGCUGGAACUGAACGUGUUGUGGCUUCGUAGGAAGAGAGGAAGUGCCAGCUGGAGAGUGCCAAAGGAGGGUCAAGGAGUGUCAUCUAUUUUCUUUUUCGCUUAAGUCACAGGCUGCUGGUUCAUCAUGACAGCAGCAAGGCUCCUGGGGGUGAUGGUGGCUUUGGUAUGCAGCCUGGGUGUUGAAGGCCUAGAGAAUGGGUUGGCCCGCACACCUCCCAUGGGCUGGCUGGCUUGGGAGAGGUUCAGGUGUAACACAGACUGUGUCAAUGACCCACACAACUGCAUCAGUGAGACGCUCUUCAUGCAAAUGGCAGACAUCUUGGUCUCACAGGGCUACCGGGAAUUGGGCUACAAUUUGGUUUCCCUGGACGACUGCUGGCUUGCCCGAGACCGCGAUAGCAGAGGCAGACUCCAACCUGAUGCCCAUAGGUUCCCCUCAGGCAUCCCAGCCCUCAGUGACUAUAUGCACAAACGUGGCCUGAAGUUUGGAAUUUAUGAGGAUUAUGGUAAUUUCACCUGUGCUGGAUACCCAGGUAUUCUUGGACACCUUCAGAAAGAUGCAGAAACCUUUGCUGAAUGGGGAGUCGACUACGUGAAGCUUGAUGGCUGUUACUCCCAUCCUACAGACAUGGACAGAGGGUAUCCAGAAUUUGGAUAUUUUCUGAACAAGACUGGACGGCCAAUGGUCUAUUCUUGCUCCUGGCCAUUCUACCAGAUCUACUCGAAGAUGAAGCCAAACUACAGUUCUAUCAUUAACACCUGCAAUCUAUGGAGGAACUUUGAUGAUAUCCAAGAUUCCUGGGAGUCUGUUCAGAGGAUCAUCGACUACUAUGGUGACAACCAAGAUGAGAUUGUGCCAAAUGCUGGACCUGGACACUGGAAUGAUCCCGAUAUGUUGAUUGUUGGCAACUUUGGGCUCAGCUAUGAGCAGUCCAAAUCUCAAAUGGCAAUGUGGGCCAUUUUUGCUGCCCCAUUGCUCAUGUCAGUAGACUUGAGGACAAUCAGACCAGAGUACAAGGCCAUUCUGCAGAAUCAAGCUGUAAUUGCUGUUAAUCAGGAUCCUCUUGGCAUUCAAGGAAAGAGAAUAUACAAGGACAAGGGCAUCGAGAUUUGGGCUCGUCCAAUUUCCCCAAUCUCUCAGGGUCACUAUUCCUAUGCUAUUGCUUUUCUGAACAGACGAACUGAUGGAACACCUUCAGAGGUUUCUGUAACUCUGCGAGAGUUAGGUCUUGCCUUCCCUGGAGGAUAUGCGAUAACAGACCUGUUCGAUGGUGUCCAGUAUGGAACAGUUCUACCAGACAAGCGAUUCAAGGUAGAUGUGAAUCCCUCUGGUGUCGUGCUGGUGAGAUGUGAGGUUGUGAAGACUACUGGAUUUGGCUCCGAUGUUAGAGCUCCAGUCAAUCCUGCUCAGCCACAGAGUAAUUUCAGGAACCCUUUUAACAACCAGCUGUUUAAUCCAUUUGGAUAACAAUGUUGUGUAGUUUAGGUUGUUAUUACACAAAACUCAUGUGAAGGUCAUUCCAGUAUCUAUAGCAUUUUUUCAUAUCUUUUCCUCCCCUCUUUUCAUAAAUGAAUUGCUUAUUUAUAGUUGCAUUUGCUAUGAAGUUUGAAAUGGUGUUCACAGGACAAUUUUGCAUUUUUAAGUUCUUAGAUCUUAAACUCCAGAUUUAUUGUGAAUUCUUUACAAAUGCAACAUGGAUCUCAUUACCUUGCAAAGAAAUUGAUACCAUUUCUUACAUACAAUAAUUAUGAUUUUUCAUAAAGUAUCUAAUCCUUUUAUGACAAAGGCUGGAGUUGAGCAUCAAAAAUGUUUUCAUUUAUGGUUCAACAUGUGUUAACACUAUGAUAUGUGUAAACUACUUAAUACCACAAGUUUUAUAUUAUUGUGUGAUUCCAAACUUAUUUCUUGUGGUUGUAGUUACUCCAUUCUUUAUAUAUAUUUGCAAAUAUAUAUAUUUAUAUAUAUAUAUAUUUUUUUUUUUACAAAGAUGAACAAAUAUGGUUAUAAAAACUGUUGCAUUUUUGUCUGUUGGUAGUCCUUGUAUGAUAGUUUAUAGUGUGAUAAAUGGUGAUCCAUAUCUUAUAAAUGGAAGCUACAAAUUCUGAGAUACACAAAUUGCAAGGUGCAUUUCUUGUUCAUCAGAGCAUGAAGAAUAACCCUUAAAGAUUAGUUAGUGAAUUCUCGGUUUCAAUACUACAUUGAUGUUAUGGGCAUGUUAACAUCAGCAGGUAAAUUUUUUACCUGUGCUGCUAUAUGUGGUUUUGACAUUUUAUAUUGUUUGAUAGUUUCAUUUGCAUUGACACUGAAAAUGUUCACCUGUAUUUUCAUUCAUUGUUAUUAAUCAAUAUUGUAAACAAGUUGAGACAUUUUAUCAUUUGUAUUAAUAUUUAAAUUUGCCUCUUGUCUUUGACAUACACACCUUCCAUGUUAUGUUUAAGUACAAGUAAAUAUAUUAUAAUUCA